CCCUCCUUCUCCUCCUCCGCUCCUCACACAAGGAAGAAGGAUCUCUUACACAUCCAGCCUCUCGGUCUCCUGUCUCCGCUCCUAGCCGGACACCGCCGCCAUGAGCUGGGGCACGGAGCUGUGGGAUCAGUUCGAUAAUUUAGAGAAGCACACGCAAUGGGGAAUAGACUUCUUGGACAAAUAUGCUAAAUUUGUGAAAGAGAGGUUAGAAAUCGAACAGAACUACGCAAAACAACUAAGGAAUUUGGUGAAGAAAUAUUGUCCAAAGAGGUCGUCUAAAGAUGAUGAACCAAGGUUUACAUCUUGUGCAUCCUUUUAUAAUAUCCUCAACGAACUGAAUGAUUAUGCUGGACAACGUGAAGUGGUGGCAGAAGAUAUCGGACACAGAGUUUAUGCAGAAAUAAUGAGAUAUUCCCUUGACCUGAAAGCAGAGAGAAAAUCGCAUCUUCAGGAGGGGAGGAAAGCCCAACAGUACCUAGACGUAUGCUUUAAACAGAUGGACAACAGUAAAAAGAAGUUUGAACGAGAAUGCAGGGAAGCAGAGAAGGCACAGCAGACCUUUGAGAAAAUGGACAAUGACACCAAUGCCACCAAGUCCGAUGUAGAGAAGGCAAAACAGCAGCUUAACCUGCGAACACACAUGGCUGACGAGAGCAAAAAUGAAUACGCCGCCCAACUUCAAAACUUCAAUGCCGAACAAAACAAACAUUUCUACAUUGUUAUCCCACAGGUUUACAAGCACCUUCAAGAAAUGGAUGAACGGAGGACUGUGAAGCUGGGCGAGUGUUACAAAGGUUUUGCUGAUGCAGAGCGUAAAGUUAUCCCAAUUAUCUCCAAGUGCUUAGAAGGAAUGGUGCAGGCUGCCAAGUCUGUAGAUGAACGCAGGGACUCUCAGAUUGUGGUGGACUGCUUUAAAUCUGGUUUUGAACCCCCUGUGGACUACCCGUUUGAAGAUUACAGUCUUCACAUUUACAGGACAGUUUCAGAUGGUACCAUCAGUACCCCAAAACAGGAAGUAAUGCGGAAUGACCCCAAGAUUACAAUGGGCAAGGCUAAGGGGAAGUUGUGGCUCUUUGGAAAGAAACCCAAGUGGUCGUUAAGGAUGGGGCCAUCUUUAGAGGAUUUUAGUCAUCUUCCUCCAGAGCAAAGACGUAAGAAACUGCAGCAAAGAAUUGAUGAAUUAAACCGAGAGCUUCAAAAAGAAAUCGAUCAAAAAGAGGCGCUAAAUAAAAUGAAAGAUGUGUAUGAGAAGAGCCCACAAAUGGGAGACCCUAGCAGCUUGCAACCAAAAAUAGCGGAAACAAUGAGUAACAUUGAAAAGUUGAGGAUGGAAAUUCAUAAAAAUGAGGCUUGGCUAUCAGAGGUGGAGGGCAAAGUAUCACAAAGGAGUGAGAGGAGGCACAGCGCAGAGGCCAAUCACCUUGUAGCACAAGGGAGAGAGAGCCCAGAGGGAAGCUACACAGAAGAUGCCAACCAAGAGGGCAGAAUCCAGCCACAGCCUCAUGUGCAUUCAGAGUUUGAUGAAUUUGAUGACGAUGACGACCCCCUUCCAGCCAUAGGUCAUUGCAAGGCACUCUAUCCAUUUGAUGGUAAUAAUGAAGGCACUCUGUCUAUGAAAGAAGGUGAAGUUAUGUACAUUAUUGAGGAAGAUAAAGGAGACGGCUGGACAAGGGCAAGACGACAAAAUGGAGAGGAGGGCUAUGUCCCCACAUCAUACAUAGAUCUUACUCUAGAGAAAAACAGUAAAGGCAUACAUAUGAAUGAAUCAACUCAACAUAACUAAUCCUGGCAAUUAAUUCAGAAAAUGUUCCUGAAGCGGGUGUCUGUGAACCUGGGCGAGAUGUGGAAGGCGUUUACAUGCAGCUUCUUUUAAGGGGAGGGGAUUAGGUCGGGGACACAUGUGAGAACAGCAACACGCAUGUACGCAUGAUACAUACAUACAUUGUUCACUAACUUUUACAGACACCCUGAUUUAUAUUUUUUGGGAACAUGGUGCAUUUUCUGCUUCUGUCAGAAACUGCAUCAGGUAUCUGCCCUUCAUCAUUUCAUCUUUUUAUUGUUAAACUAUUUAACUGGAAAACAAACUAGUGAAUGUUUUGCUGCACUUCUGCCUCUAUUUUGCCUCUUUGUUCUAGGCUCAUCACUGUGGAACUGCAGUCUCUAUUACAUUGAAAAUCCUGCUACUCCUUUCAUGAAACCAAAAAAUCUAUUCAAAUCUUUCUAAUAAACUUCAGAUUGCCAUUUGAGGUUUUUAAUUAACCACUGUGGUUCAAAAUUCCAAUGUUUACAUAAUCAGAAUUGGUCAGGAGUAAUUUGCAGAAAAUUAAUUUAAGCAGCACUAUAAAUAUUCACUAGAGUGUUUGAUUCUUCAUAUCUAUGAGGCUGGGUGCCUUCAGGAUGUUAACUUGCCAAUGUUGCCUGUGCCAUCUGCAUUAUUAAUGCUAAUCCUUCCUGCCUGCAUGAAUCGUACUUCUGUCCAUAACUAUUCCAUAGCCUGUUUUUCCUUCCACAGUCUGCACUUUUAGGCGCCAUUCUGUCGGAACCUUUUUUUCCCUUGUCCACCAAUCACUUAAUAUCUCCAAACCAUUUUUUUUUUUUUACUUUUGUUGCUAUGACUCUUCGUUAUUUCUGAUAACUUAUUACAUUCCAGUUUUUUUAUUUUGGAAAUCGAUGAACUUUUGUAUAUGUCUUGCACAUGCGCCAUUCUGGGCAAAAGAACAAUCUGGCUCAAGAUGUGCCCCUCAAGUUCAUCCACACACAGGGCACAGAGCAGUUGGCCAAAGACUGAAGAUCUUCAGUGUUCUCUCCAGACCCGACUCGACUACUUUCCCAUCGGAUGCUGCCUUAAACUGGAGUGCCUAGGAGGUCGAUUGCCAGUGUAUUGUUAAAAGGGUUAUUUUAUAGUUUCCUUUCAAACGGCUUAAAGCAGUGAUUUAUAAACCUAUCCUCAGGGAAUAACCUUUUUAAGACCAUGCUUCUCUGUUGAUUUAACCAAUUUGUAUGUAUCAAAACUUUGGUUCAAUCAGUUAUGUUAAUGGAUUUCUUAUGACUGGUAAUUUCUGAGGAUAGUGCUUAAGAAACCUUGUCUUCUCCUCAGUGUUUCAAGGUCUAACAUGAAUCCAGGCUGUAACCCUCCAAACACUGGGGAAGUCUACUGUGCCACAACUGCAGAAGUGGCCUCUGUGCUGGUUCUCUGUGGUUGACCAUUCUGGAUAACUUCAUGUAGAAUCCAGACCAUGUAACACAAUCAUUGUAUUUUGUUGAUUGUCUUUAGAACUGUAGAGUAUUUGUGGGUUAGGAGGUCCACUUUAUUGCAUUGGUAAAUCUGUUUGCAGGCAAUCGUUUUAUUGUAUAAAUCUGAUGAAAUAAGAGUAAUACUUAAUUAUGUGCACUUUUCUUUUAUAAACAAGUGUAUCAAUCUGUUUUAUAAUGUACAUAGAGUUGUCUAAGACAACUUGAAUCGCUUGUCUAGC
Rana temporaria (common frog) is the source of this 3473-nucleotide messenger RNA. It is a transcript of the gene FNBP1L, whose product is annotated as formin binding protein 1 like. Gene Ontology annotation, molecular function: protein binding. Gene Ontology annotation, biological process: signal transduction. Lineage: Eukaryota; Metazoa; Chordata; Amphibia; Anura; Ranidae. The transcript is spliced from 17 exons. The record is from RefSeq and is a predicted model, not a curated record. The coding region runs from base 101 to 1783 and encodes 560 amino acids.